AUGAACCCACCACUCAAGCCACGAUAUGAUGAUCGCUUCCUCGUUAAGCUCUUCAAAAAGUGGCAUGAAGACGACGAGUACGAAAUCGAAGCAGCGAAGAAUAACGCUCCAAUCAAUGAUGGGAAGCAUUCCAUUGCGCAGUGCGACCGAGUGAAGCUUCUUCUUGGACAGAGUCUAAGAAAUCUUCGGGGUGUUACUUCAAAGCAGUGGCAAGACUUCGCACAAGGUACCGAUAUCCUUGCUACUAACGUUGAAGUGGCACAGCACAUGGAGUUCUCGCAGAAGCUCGAAGCAGGUGAGAUUUGUGAGGAAGUGGAGGCACAGAAAUUAGUAAAGAUAUUCGAGAGUAUGCGGAGAGAGUGCUGUUAG
Molecule: messenger RNA, 369 nt
Organism: Alternaria arborescens
Lineage: Eukaryota; Fungi; Ascomycota; Dothideomycetes; Pleosporales; Pleosporaceae
Exons: 1
Coding region: 1-369 (122 amino acids)
Source: RefSeq, a predicted model, not a curated record